AUGACGCCAAAAUCGUUGAUGGGGAAAGCGGACACUCCGCAGGAAGUCGAACUCAAGAAGAACUUUGACACGGUCAUGAAGAGAACCACGCAACUAAGUCUGUGCAUCACGACUGAGGAUGCAUUUGCCUCUCCAGAAAACACUCUCCCACUCCCAGAACUCCACGAUUUCUUCGGCUACGAAUUAAACGAAUACUGGCUCUAG
This is a messenger RNA of Aureobasidium vineae, 204 nucleotides long. Lineage: Eukaryota; Fungi; Ascomycota; Dothideomycetes; Dothideales; Saccotheciaceae. The record is from the annotation of a GenBank genome assembly.